Ylistrum balloti is the source of this 1332-nucleotide messenger RNA. RefSeq names its product prolactin-releasing peptide receptor-like. Gene Ontology annotation, molecular function: G protein-coupled peptide receptor activity. Gene Ontology annotation, biological process: neuropeptide signaling pathway. The transcript is spliced from 2 exons. Gene Ontology annotation, cellular component: membrane. The coding region runs from base 106 to 1332 and encodes 408 amino acids. Lineage: Eukaryota; Metazoa; Mollusca; Bivalvia; Pectinida; Pectinidae. The record is from RefSeq and is a predicted model, not a curated record.
GACCUUUUUGUAAGCUGCUGUUUAAAUCGGGAAAUCUUCAGAUAAGUUGACAUUAAAGGAGAUGAUUCUACAGGGUUAGGACACGGCUUCAGUCAGUACGUCAAUAUGUUCAGCUCUGAUCACCUGUGGUGUGGACCAACCAACCAUACACUCAUUACAAACGCGUCCUACGACUGGUCAUUGCUCAGCAAACUCAACGAGGACAAAGCAACGCUGUAUAUGCCUGUCAUCAUUUCGGUGGCUGUGUUGAUGGUGAUUGGUACUAUCGGCAACAUUCUUGUCAUUUACAUUUACAAUUGGCGUCUUAAACGUCGGUCGGCCAAUUUGUUUAUCGGCACCAUGGCAAUCUUUGAUCUUCUGAGUUGUGUGAUCGCCAUGCCAGUGGAGAUACUUGAUCUCAGUAAUCCCUACAUGUUCUACAGUGGCGCCAUUUGUAAACUGUUCAGGUUCGCGGAGUCAAUCACAGUUUAUGGAUCAGCUAUGAUCCUAGUCCUUAUAGCGUUUGAUAGAUAUUUCAAGAUAUGCAAACCUUUGAGAAUUCUACCUUUAUCUAGAAUCAAACUGAUGUGUGGUUUGGCGGGAUUUCUAGCAAUCCUAUUUUCUGUUCCGGCUUUUAUCCUGUUUGGAAUCACCUGCUCGGACACUUCCGUGAUCGGUCUUCGCGGUUACGACUGUUCCAUUAGUGAAGACUAUAAGGGAGGCCCUUUUCAGCAGGUCUACUUUACCACUCUCAUCAUAAUGUUCAUAGCAGCAUUUUCAUGCAUGAUCGGGUUCUAUAUCAGACUUUGGAUAGAAAUCAAACAUCGACGUGACACAGUUAUAUCUGAUCACGUGACAUCUCCAAAAUCACCGGCAGUGGUCAGGAAGUUCAAGGUCAGUAGAAACAGCACCAGUGAUGACGAGUCAGCGUCUAACAGUCAGGUAACGGCAGAAAUGUCCAAAAAGUCCAAGAGGUUGGCAAGCAUCGCAGAGACAUCUCCACAGAUCAAACUGAGCCGUACUACUCUGAUAUUUUUUUCUGUUAGCAUUGUUUUUAUUGUGAGUUAUCUUCCUGGAAUUGUGAUCAACAUAUUCCGAGCAGUGAAGCCAGACUACCAUUCGUCCAUGACUCCAGGGGAGGAGGUCAUGAUGAAGUUUCUAACUCGGACUUAUCUUAUUUCUAACUCGGCCAAUCCUUUUGUAUAUAGCUUCCUUAAUACAAACUUCCGGUCGCAAUGUAGAAAACUGUUCUCGUCAGUUGUGUAUUGUUGUAAACAGACAAUGGAGAGGGAAACAUCGCCUGGGUUACGAAAAAAGAGUAAAGAGUCCCAACAAAGUGGAACAGAAAGGUGA